GAGCGCGCGAGCGAGCGAGCGAGCGCCAGAGACAGAGAAGUGAGUAGCGCGUGCCCCCGGAGUCAGCAUUAGGAUUUCCGAGCGAUGGAGCGCGCGCGGGACUGAGUGAUGCUGUGGGGUCUGCAGAGUCUAACGGUAGAGAAUCUGGUCGUCCUCGCCCCUCUCGACCCACACCCACUCUAACUUCCACCCUUGAUGCGAGAGGACACCUAAGACGAUGAGCGCGCUGGUGUUCAGCAACCUGGACGAGCGUCUGACUUUCGAGGAGAACGGAAAAGCUGUCGAGAGGAAGAGCCUGAGUUAUCUGGAAGUGUUAAAUGGCCAGCAUGCAGACUCUCUGACCAAGAGGAUGGACGGAACGCUGCAACACCGAAGGCAGAGUGGAGGGAAGGUGCGGCACAAGCGGCAGGCUCUACAGGACAUGGCCAGGCCGCUCAAACAGUGGCUGUAUAAACACAGGGACAACCCGUAUCCCACCAAAACCGAGAAGAUCCUGCUGGCCCUCGGCUCCCACAUGACCCUGGUGCAGGUAUCGAACUGGUUCGCUAACGCACGCCGCAGGCUGAAGAACACGGUGCGACAACCCGACCUGAGCUGGGCUCUACGCAUCAAACUGUACAACAAAUACGUUCAGGGCAACGCGGAGAGGCUCAGCAUCAGCAGCGACGACUCGGCUUCUGAAGAUGGUGAGAACCCUCUCCAGACGCAGCCCAGCGAAUCCGAGUCCAGCCAGCCCGCGCACAAGACGGUGAUCCAGGAGAGCCGGGGCCUCGAUUACGUCUCCCCUCCGAAGUACAAGAGCAGUCUGCUGAACCGCUACCUCAACGACUCGCUGCGGCACGUCAUGGCCUCCAACUCGGACUCGCGCAAGAGGAACCACUCGGGCUCGUUCAGCUCCAACGAGUACGACGACGAGCUCCUGUCGCCCUCGUCGUCUGAAACGGAGGCCAACUUCACCUACCGGACAGAAUCCAUGGACUGUGGCUCUCAGUUCCACGACGUGUGCAAUCCCAAAGGAGGCGUCCGAGUUAAGAGCGGCGCGUACUGGAACGAGCUCCACGCGGCCAUGGCGCUGACCAACCUGGCGCAGAGCGAGGAGGCCGCGCCCGCAGGCACCACCAGCUGCAUCAUCCAGAAGUCCUCGCACAUAGCGGAGAUUAAGACUGUCAAAGUCCCGAUCGCGCCCCCUCAGUAGUGCUCAGACGACUCCGGGGUCGACUUUGAGGUGGAGACUUGAGACGCCGAGACUCGAACACGGACCUGCAGCGGAGCGCAGCUCCGGAAACGAUCGAUCGCAGUGUUUUAUAAGGACAUGAUUUGGACGUAUCACCGACGUGCCUGAUUAUGAGUUAUGACAUCCAGACGGUACACUAACACCAAAAGGAAGCGAUGUCUGAUGGAUCGAAGUUUGGUUUGGACUCUUGAGGAGAGCAAAUUUCUGAUUCUGAAAUCAUAAAGUGACGUCGGCUUUUUUAAAUAUCAUGUUUUUUGUUGUUUUUUUUGUUUGCGAUCCUUCAUAUACAUGUUUACCACUUUUUCCUAAGUUAAGUAUAGUGUUUACUGAGGCAGGAUUAUUGUCCAACGAUUAUUGCUCAACAGUUGUUUCUCAUUAUUUUUUAUUAUAGAGGUACAGCCAUACUAACGUUGCCUUGUGUAUCUGAUGAUUGAUGAGCCUCCAGGGAAAUAAUAGCCAGGUUAUAUCAUUUUCUCGAACUCUCGCUGACCCAUCUGUGAGUAAUCAGCUCUCCGUGGAUCGCUGACGGUGACUCAGAUCAUCGUCGCUCACUGCGUCCUGACCAGAUUCGCCGGGUUUCAAAAUAUUGUCUCGGAAAUAUUUCUCUCUUUCCAGCAUUUCUCCUUUCAAUAAAACCAGACGACCUGA
This is a messenger RNA of Clarias gariepinus (North African catfish), 1882 nucleotides long. It is a transcript of the gene mkxb, whose product is annotated as mohawk homeobox b. The record is from RefSeq and is a predicted model, not a curated record. The coding region runs from base 218 to 1195 and encodes 325 amino acids. NCBI's taxonomy places the organism in Eukaryota, Metazoa, Chordata, Actinopteri, Siluriformes, Clariidae. The transcript has 7 exons. Gene Ontology annotation, molecular function: DNA-binding transcription factor activity, RNA polymerase II-specific; RNA polymerase II cis-regulatory region sequence-specific DNA binding. Gene Ontology annotation, cellular component: nucleus. Gene Ontology annotation, biological process: cell development; muscle organ development; regulation of transcription by RNA polymerase II.